AGAGCUAUACGAAUAAAAUCGAGCAUCAUUUGAUAUUCAUUUUGCUGUGCAGGUGCAUCUCGAUUCUGUCACCUGCGAACGCACACGCAGGAAAGGGAAAAGAAACUGAAAUCAUGCCCCUUAAAGACAAAAGCGACCGUGGGCCGGUGGGCGUCUUGCCAUAUCGCCGCCCACCGCUUUCCGGGCUCUAUCGAUUGCGCUACCGCCCACCUGUGUCGGUGACUUCAGCGUCGUCCUACGCUCCGCUCUCCACGACGCCGGACACUGAGGCUGAGGAGAAUGUGCAGGCAGCAAAGUGCACAGCCGCGUCGGAGAAUCCGUUGCCGUCAUUUCAAGGCGAGCUCAACCCGUCCGCCUCUGCCGAAGAGCGUCGUCGUCAGCUUCACACACAAAUCAUGCACUCUCGCUCGCUAGAAGACGGCAACGUCGAUCUCUUUGCGCUCUACUCGAUCUGCGACGCUGAGCCUGUUCCAUGCGCGCAGUGCUCCCUGCACAUGGACACGACUCUGAAAACAUGCUCCUAUCGCCUACGAGAGACGUAUACGCUGCUUUCCAACUCGAAAACGCAGCAGCACAUAAAUCAGAUCCAGGGUAAGGAAGAAGGGGCGGUGUCUGCUCCUCCACAGAGUUCAGCGCAUGGCGGCUCGACGCUGCUUACGCAGCUACAGGAAGGCUGGUACGCGUUCCUUUUCCCCAUGAGCGAGUGUGGGCGGCUGAAGGACAACCUACUUAUCUGCGUCAACGACACGCUUUUCGCGGGUGAUGUAGCGGAAUGCGACUUCGACAACGGUGGCGUGCUGCGUCCGCUUCAGAAAACGGCGCCCUUCCCACACGCAUCGUCUUUAGUGUCAUCGAGGCCUCCUUACGGCACCACCCCUUUUGGGCUACCACAGCCAACAAAGGCACCAGCAGAGGGCGGCCAGCAGGGCACGAAGGCUUCGACGGAUGCUACUUCUCCUCAUUAUCGCACGAAGCCACUCUUCUACUAUGUGGUAAGUCCCAUCGUGAUUCACAGUGGAAAGCCAGGGGCCGAAGACGGCGUUGCGCCAACGGAGGUGGUGAUUACCAUUUCAUGGCGCAGCUAUCCUUCCGCACAGUUGUCGUCGCAGGCACGGCAAAGGAGUAAGUUUACGCUCCUCUACUCAUAUUACUGCUCCCCGCGUGCACCGGACACGCUUACGUGUCGAGCGCAGUUUCCAACGGACGCGCGUCUGCGUCUCGUUCGCAGCCCCAACUGUGACGGCCCCGUGCAGUUGAAGAGCGAGGUGACGGAGCACUCGGCCAAGUUGUGCGUGGAAACGGUAGACGGCUCCACUCUCGAAGCGCACCGGCACCCGAGAGAUUACAUCUUUCAAAUCUGCUUCUACUUUGGCAACUACACAGGUCUGAUGGAGGAGACAAGCUGGUUCGCCGCGCUCAUCGUCGCUGCGGCCUUUUUGAUUCUACUGUGGUUCUUCCUCACGAAGGACCUCGUGAUAUGA
Molecule: messenger RNA, 1481 nt
Organism: Leptomonas pyrrhocoris
Lineage: Eukaryota; Euglenozoa; Kinetoplastea; Trypanosomatida; Trypanosomatidae
Exons: 1
Coding region: 114-1481 (455 amino acids)
Source: RefSeq, a predicted model, not a curated record